Molecule: messenger RNA, 828 nt
Organism: Hermetia illucens (black soldier fly)
Lineage: Eukaryota; Metazoa; Arthropoda; Insecta; Diptera; Stratiomyidae
Product: farnesol dehydrogenase-like
Exons: 3
Coding region: 18-767 (249 amino acids)
Source: RefSeq, a predicted model, not a curated record
CUUGACCCAAAGUGAAUAUGGAACGUUGGCAGAAUAAAGUGAUCGUUGUGACCGGGGCUAGUUCGGGAAUCGGAACCGCUGUUGUCAAGGAUCUACUUCAGGCUGGUUUGGUAGUAGUGGGCUUAGCUCGUCGUUAUGAACGAAUGAUCGCCCUCAGGAAUAGUCUACCAGUGGAGCAACAACCUCGAUUUCACCCCUUACGGUGUGACGUUUCAAAUGAAGAAGAUGUGAGACACGUCUUUGAAUGGGUCGACAACAAUCUUGGCGGAACUGAUAUUCUAGUGAACAACGCCGGAGUUGCAAAGGGCGACAUAUGUCUCAUAACUCCUGAUAAUACAGCACCUAUUCGUGAAACCAUAGAGACAAACGUUAUGGGGGUUGUCCACUGUACACGUGAAGCAUUCAAAUCCAUGAAAAAGCGAAACUUCGAUGGACAUAUUCUCAUUGUCAAUAGCGUUUCCGGACAUAGCAUUUGGAAUUUCAUGAAUAAUGGACGGUUUUCGUUUAAUAUGUACGCCCCUUCCAAGUUUGCUAUAACAGCGAUGACUGCAACUUAUCGACAAGAAUUCGCGAUUGCUGGGACAAAAGUAAAAAUAACAAGUAUUAGCCCUGGGUUGGUUGAUACGGAAAUUAUUUCAGAUACAUUGCGCGAGAAACCAAUGCUACAACCUGAGGAUAUUUCCAGUGCUAUUCUUUUUGCGAUCUCGACUCCACCUCAUGUCCAGAUUCACGAGCUAACUAUUAAACCUGUUGGAGAAGCGUGGUAGAUAUCUGCUCAGAAGAACUCCACUCAGAUAGAGCCAACAUUCCACUUUAUCUAUUUGAAUU